AACAAACGGAAUAUUUUCAUUGGUCCGUCGGUCUUAUGUUGUGCUUAUGUUAUGUUAUGCAUUUCAUGUGCGAGGCCCUUUACGAGUGAAUUUUUGAAUGUGAGGUUAUAUUUAUAAUGUCAGUUAAAUGCAGCUAACAUUAAAAUAGGAUUCGCGAUGUCUUUAUACGAUGAUUUUGAUAAGCAUCGUACCACAGAGAAGGUUGCGGGAUGGUCUUCUGGUAUUAAAUUAUUGCAAUCGCAACUGCAACUGAAAAAGGCCGCAACAACACAGCCUAAACGUGAACAAUACAGAAAGGCUACUGCAGUAUUAGCGCCGGUGAUAGACUUGAAAUCAAAAGCCAACCGCGAUGUCGACAGAGAAGAUGACAAUGCUCACAACAAUCCACUGACUAGUGGCAGUGUCGGUAGCAUAGGAGUUGGUGGCGAAUUUGACUGGAAUGUAGUGAAUGAAUAUGAUCCUAUGUGGCCCAAUGAAUACGAGAAGGUUGUAAAAGAAUUACGUGAUAUCAGGGACAGAGAACAUGAUCAGGAGACGGAAAUGCGCAAACGUAGGAGGGAUAGUACUCGCUUUGAAGAUACUCAGACUGCUGGUGGAAACAGUACAAUGAUCCCUCCUGAAAGAGACGAGGAAAGAACACCGACUUCGAGAGGUAUAGUAGGAGGUGCAGCUAUAGCACCGCCACCAUCGUUACAAGAAUCCACGGAAUUGCCACCUCCACCAUCGCGGCAGCCGUCUAAUCUCGGCUAUUCAACGUCGUCCGUGGCAGCAAAGAUAAUGGCAAAGUACGGUUUUAAAGAAGGACAGGGUCUUGGCAAGAAGGAACAGGGCAUGUCGGUUGCAUUGCAAGUGGAGAAAACUAGUAAACGUGGUGGUAGAAUAGUUGGCGAGAGGGAACAGUUGAUGCCUCCACCACCACCACUUACUGCAUCUCCACCGCAGAUGCAAUUACAAGUACUAUCACAAUCACAACAACCCCAGGAAGAACCAAGCAUUACAGAGAUAAUGAAAUGUCCAAGCAAAGUUGUUCUUUUGCGCAACAUGGUUGGCCCUGGAGAAGUUGACGACGAUCUUGAACCAGAAGUGAAGGAUGAAUGCAACACCAAAUAUGGCGAUGUUGCGCGUGUUAUUAUUCACGAAGUAAUAGAAGCUACUCCAGAGGAAGCAGUACGAAUAUUUGUUGAAUUCAAAAGAAUAGAAAGUGCUAUUAAAGCUGUGGUUGAUUUGAAUGGACGUUUCUUCGGUGGCAGACAAGUUAAAGCAGGAUUCUAUUCUAGUGAGAAACUUGAUAACUUACAAUUGAUGGAUUAAUUUUAUGUUUCAAAAAAAGAAUUUCAAACUUCAAUGUUUCUUUGAAAAUUGUAUAAAAUAUUUUAUUAUUUUUCCAUUAUGUAAUAUUGACAAAUCCAGUAGAAAAAAUAAUUUUUUUCCAAAUAUGACAAAGAAUUUAUUUUUUCAAUAUUUACAAUUAUAAAUUAUAUGAGAUAUAUACUUGUUUUGAUAAUCUAUUUCGAUGAUGU
Messenger RNA from Solenopsis invicta (red fire ant), 1520 nucleotides. RefSeq names its product splicing factor 45 (gene Spf45). Gene Ontology annotation, cellular component: precatalytic spliceosome. Bases 157 to 1311 code for a protein of 384 amino acids. The transcript has 4 exons. Lineage: Eukaryota; Metazoa; Arthropoda; Insecta; Hymenoptera; Formicidae. Gene Ontology annotation, biological process: alternative mRNA splicing, via spliceosome; mRNA cis splicing, via spliceosome. The record is from RefSeq and is a predicted model, not a curated record. Gene Ontology annotation, molecular function: RNA binding.